Molecule: messenger RNA, 933 nt
Organism: Clupea harengus (Atlantic herring)
Lineage: Eukaryota; Metazoa; Chordata; Actinopteri; Clupeiformes; Clupeidae
Product: olfactory receptor 8I2-like
Biological process (GO): detection of chemical stimulus involved in sensory perception of smell; G protein-coupled receptor signaling pathway
Cellular component (GO): membrane
Molecular function (GO): G protein-coupled receptor activity; odorant binding; olfactory receptor activity
Source: RefSeq, a predicted model, not a curated record
AUGGAGAACACUACAGGACAGUUUAUGUUUGUACUUAAUGGACUGAAUGAGACAGCUACAAACAAACACAUUUACUUUGCCUUUGUGCUGAUUGCUUACCUAUUCACUGUUUUUGUUAAUUCAUCUUUGAUCAUUACUAUUUUCUUGGACAAAAUGCUACAUGAGCCUAUGUAUAUUUUUGUGUCUAAUCUCUGUAUCAAUGGAAUAUUAGGUGCAAACAGUUUUUAUCUAAGGUUCCUUGUUGAUUUGUUAUCUGAAGUUAAUCUGAUUUCAUAUUGUGAGUGUUUGAUACAGAUAUGUUUUAUAUUUUACUACGUCUUCUGUGAAUACACUUCCUUGGCAGUGAUGGCUUAUGACAGAUUUAUUGCUGUAUGUAAGCCACUGGAGUAUCACUCUAUCAUGACACCUCAGAGAGUGUUGCAUCUGCUUUUAUUCACAUGGCUAUUCAGUUUUACAGAGACCACUGUUGGUGCACUAUUGACAAGUAGGCUUCCUAUGUGUGGCAGACACCUCAAGAAGAUCUAUUGUUCAAAUUGGCCUUUGGUGAAGCUUUCAUGUGUGGAAACAAUUGGGAACAAUAUAUAUGGAUAUGUUUUGAUGUUUAUUCAUGUGUCUGAGGCUCUGCUUAUCAUCAUUUCUUAUGUCCAUAUCAUAAGGACAUCCCUGCAAUCUAAAUCAGGCUGGGCCAAGUUUAUGCAGACAUGCUUGCCUCAUUUAAUUACUUUAAUUAACUUCAAUGUGGCAUUGCUUUUUGAUGUGUUAGAUGCUCGAUAUGGGUCAACUCAGAAAUUACAAACAAUUAGAAACUUCCUGGCUGUAGAAUUCCUCAUUAUUCCCCCUCUAUUAAAUCCUCUCAUAUAUGGAAUAACCCUCACUAAGAUUCGUAGUAGAAUACUAAAAAUAUGCGGACACCGGAUUAAAGCUAUUGGCUGA